Messenger RNA from Didymodactylos carnosus, 462 nucleotides. The record is from the annotation of a GenBank genome assembly. NCBI's taxonomy places the organism in Eukaryota, Metazoa, Rotifera, Eurotatoria, Philodinida, Philodinidae.
AUGCAAACGUACUUGUUUAGUCUUCUUGUGUAUGUUGUGAUCGGUUGGAUAAGUUUGGUAACUGUUUAUGGUGCCGUAAUUAAUCAUCAAACGUCACAUGAUCUUGUUCAAGAGCUACCAUCAAAAUCGCUUUUCAACGCACAUUUUCAACGAGAAUCGAAUUUGCUCAAUAAUGAAAAUGUUCAUCCAAAUGACAAUAAUGCGGCAUCGUCGAACUUACGUUUAAAACGAUCACCGGUGAAAAAGUUCUAUGAAUUUGGUUCUAAACGAGCUUAUCAUGAUGACGAUGAAAAUGAAAAUAGCCUUGACAAACGAUUCUAUGAUUUUGGAAUGAAAAAACGUUUUUAUGAUUUUGGUGUUAAACGUUCAAUCUAUGUACUCCCAAGUGAUUAUUCUUAUGACAAUAACAAUGAUUAUUCAAAAAGAUUUUAUGAGUUUGGAUCCAAACGAACAACUGAAUAA